This is a messenger RNA of Aspergillus chevalieri, 1314 nucleotides long. Its product is annotated as taxilin. Bases 1 to 1314 code for a protein of 437 amino acids. The record is from RefSeq and is a predicted model, not a curated record. Gene Ontology annotation, molecular function: syntaxin binding. NCBI's taxonomy places the organism in Eukaryota, Fungi, Ascomycota, Eurotiomycetes, Eurotiales, Aspergillaceae. The transcript is spliced from 5 exons.
AUGUCCUCCGCAGCAAUGUCGAAAAAGAACAAGGGGAAGAAGGUUGCGGACCCCAAUGAGACCUCCAAACUGCUAGCCGCCAAGAUAUCACAGUUGGAGCAAGAUGCAGCAGGGGAAAAGGAUCAAGAAGCGGAAAUUGAGCGUGAAGUCAAGAAAGCUACGAGGGAUCUGAACCAGUUGCUCAGCAAUAUCGAGUCCCCGAUGACCCGACUAGAGACCGUCCACAAGAAAUAUACCGAACUUCUCGCGGACAUGAAGAAGCUGGAUCGCGACUAUGCCAAGAGUAAAAAACGAUCCGAUCAACUGCAGAAGGACCAGGACAAGGGCAAAUCGGAGUUGAACAAGACCGUCACUAUGAAGGAUAAACUGGAGAAGCUGUGCAGGGAACUUACCAAGGAAAACAAGAAGGUCAAGGAUGAGAACAAGAAACUGGAGGAAACCGAGAAGAAGGCACGGUUGAUCGUCAAUGAACGUCUGGACUCUCUCUUGUAUGACAUUCAAGAUGUCAUGGCCGCCAAAGGCAAUCCGCGCAAUGAGAAGGUGGAUAUCGACUUGGACGAGGCUUUACGUGCCAAGAUUAAAACCAUCGGGGAAAAAUUCGAGAUGCGCGAGUUACACUACAAGGCCCUCUUACGCAGCAAAGACGCAGAGAUACAGUGCCUUACCGCCAAGUACGAAGAACAGCGCCGUGCUGCCGAGAAUGAAGCCGCCCGUUGUCGUGCGCUGAGUUCCCAGGUUUCGACGUUUUCGCAUACGGAGGCUGAAUUGCGCAGUCAGCUCAAUAUCUACGUAGAAAAGUUCAAGCAGGUGGAGGAUACAUUGAAUAACAGCAACGAACUCUUCCUCACUUUCCGCAAAGAAAUGGAGGAAAUGUCGAAAAAGACCAAGCGCCUGGAGAAGGAGAAUCUCACGCUGACCCGAAAACACGACCAAACGAACCGCAAUAUACUCGAGAUGGCAGAGGAGCGCACAAGAAACCAUGAGGAAUUGGAAAAAUGGCGAAAGAAGAGUCACCACUUGGAGGCACUGUGUCGACGAAUGCAAGCGCAAGGUCGUGGUCAAGGUCUUCCCGCCGACCUGGAGGGUGACGACGAGGGGACAGAGAGCGAAUACGACGAGGACUAUGAAGACGAGGAGGAUGAUGAGGAUAUCAGCGACGACGAGUACGAGCUUGAGCAUGCAGGCCGGAAACUCAACGGGGGCAAUGUUCCCCAGCAACCCGAGAAGCCUGUCUUUGGUCCACCGCCGCCGCCGCAACUUCUGGAAGCACGAGCAGCGAAUGGGAACAAGGCCAUGAUCAAUGGAUGUCACUAG